CGGGGCCCGCUGCACGUCGAGUGGUGGACUUGGAGACGUUGCAGCGGCCGGCCGGGCCGAGCGCCAUGCCACAGCUGCCGGCGACCAGGAUGCCGGCGAGGACGGCCGACAACGGCGGGGACGGCGCCGAGUCGUUGAGGUAAAGAAACCGCACCGAACCAGCUCCCCGUCAUGGACACGUACUGCCCGCUCGAGGCCACGGGCCCGGCCGGGGUGCCCGACGACGCCCUGCGCACGUUCAUCGUGUCCAAGCUGGCCCUCGACGUGACGGUGUGCGCUCUCAUCCUGGCCGGCAACGCGCUGACCAUCUGUGCGCUCCUGCACCAGCGCUGGUGCCGCCGGGAGACGCUGUGUCCACGCUUCAAGGUGUCGUCGCUGUUCGUCAUGAACCUGGCCGUGGCGGACUUCCUCAUCGGCUGCUCCGUGCUGUUCUUCCUCGUCUCGCACUACGUGUGCGCCAUCUCCGAGUACAUGUCUCGCCACCGCUUCUUCUGCCUCUUCAAGACGGCCACCUUCAUGUUCUCGGGGGUCAUCUCGGUGACGACGCUGGCCGCCAUCUCCAUCGACCGCUACGUGGCCGUGAUCCACAGCCUGCGCUACCAGGAGUACAUGACGCGCAGGCGCGCGUGCUUCAUCAUCGCCCUGACGUGGCUGGUGGGGCUGCUGGGCGCCGGCAGCCUCUUCUUCUGGAACCACUUCGAGUACGGGCGGCCCUGCCUGGACACGGUCAUCCCGCGCCGCCACAUGGCGCUCAUCGGCGUACCCAUGCACGUGUCCGUGUUCACCAUCAUCCUGGUGGCGCACCUGCGCAUUCGACAGGAGAUCAAGCGCAUGCGCGCGCGGCGCAAGGUGCACGAGAAGUCCAUCUGGGGCGCCCAGGUGCAGCGCAGCUCCAUCAAGUCCAUGCGCGCCGUGGUGCUCGUGGUGGGCUGCUACGUGGUGUGCUACGUGCCCUUCAUGGCGCUGUUCGGCGCGCGACUCAUGGGGCUGCGCGGCCCGGGGCUCGACCUGGCCUUCCAGUGCCUCUGCUCCGUGGCCAACCUCAACCCCAUGCUCAACCCCUUCAUCUACUCCUGGAAGAACGCCUCGGUGCGCACGGCACUGCGCCAGUUCAUGGACAAGGUCAUGUUCCUGCUGGGGGUGCACGACGGCCCGGACGCCAUACGGAAGCUCCCCGCCGGCUCCAGCACCACGGCGACGAGCCUCAGCGGCGGCGGGGGCAGCGGCAGCGGCGUGGCCGUCAUCUCCACGGCCAAGCACCUCGCCGUCGCCGCGCCCCGGGAGAAGUACGUGCCCUACGAGAACGUCAUAUGAGUGCGUUGUCUCACCACCUGCCCGCCCCCCCGCCCCGUGGGGCAAAGGCAGCCCCCUACCCCACUCUCCGAGCGCGCGCGAGUGAAAAGAGAGCGUACAGGCGUACGUGAUGGAGGAGUGACUAUGUUGAACGUGCACUAAACGUAAAUUAUGUUUUCAAUAACGUGCUACUAGUCGUUACAGUUUUUACCACGUUCACAACCUAAACCCCCUGUCCCGCGCCUUUUUUCCGGGAACUUUGUGUGUAUAGUUACGCGUUUGUCUAUCACGACGUGGAAAUAAAUCAUCCUAAGAACUCACAUCCAGAAAA
Frankliniella occidentalis (western flower thrips) is the source of this 1624-nucleotide messenger RNA. Its product is annotated as lysophosphatidic acid receptor 3-like. NCBI's taxonomy places the organism in Eukaryota, Metazoa, Arthropoda, Insecta, Thysanoptera, Thripidae. Gene Ontology annotation, cellular component: membrane. The transcript is spliced from 5 exons. The coding region runs from base 172 to 1314 and encodes 380 amino acids. Gene Ontology annotation, biological process: adenylate cyclase-activating G protein-coupled receptor signaling pathway; G protein-coupled adenosine receptor signaling pathway. Gene Ontology annotation, molecular function: G protein-coupled receptor activity. The record is from RefSeq and is a predicted model, not a curated record.